Molecule: messenger RNA, 972 nt
Organism: Haemonchus placei
Lineage: Eukaryota; Metazoa; Nematoda; Chromadorea; Rhabditida; Trichostrongylidae
Source: the annotation of a GenBank genome assembly
AUGCGUAUUCUAACAAUACUGCUUGUUGUUGGUCUAUGGCGAGCAGCAGUGCUUGAGGAGACGAACAAUGCUAAAUCAUUAUUCAAGUCAAUAAUGGAAGUGGAUCGAGCCUUAGCAGAGGAAAUCAAGAGUGAUAUAUCAGAGGCAAAAGACAAGAAAGAUCAGCUGAAAGACCAAUUAUCUCAAGAAAUACAAAACACAGUACAAAACCUCAAGGAUGCUUUGAAAGAAAAGGUUGACAAAGUUCGUGAAAUUGAGAAGGCUUAUAAAGACCAAAAAUCCGCCGACAAAAAGCAGGCCUACGAAGAUUGGAAGAAUCUAAUCCAAGGCAUAAAUGAAACGAAAGUCGCUUGGGAGGAGGAAAAAGAAAAUAAGAUAGCUGAGGUGGAAAAGGAAAUACAACAAUUACUGAAUGCACUCAGGCUAGAGUACGAGGAAAUAAAGAAGCAAAGGGCGACUCAACAAAAGGAUGAUCAGGAGAAGUAUCGUCAGGCUUGUCAAGAAAAAAUGGAGGAAAUGGGAUGCAUCCAGGAGGCAUCGAAUGGCUCCAGUAGUGCCAGUAGUGGGGGCAGGAAGCAUCAGAAGGAGAGCACGUUGGAAGAGAGCUUAAAAACUACCUUCGCCAUGGACAAAAUUGAAGACGUUUUGGACAAGGUAAAAGCUAAGCGGCAAAACAGCGUUCUAGUCGAGCCGAGAGCUACAGUAUUGGACGAGAUAACAGGAGUGUCCGCUUGGCAGACGGUGACAUGGAUUCUAUUGGCACUUUGCAUAAUCAUGGGAGUUGCUCUGAUUGCAAUGAUUGUUUACCAGGUGGCUCAUCACAACAAAUACCACCAUCUCGAUGGUAGCAAUCAUCCGGGUGAACGUACACCAAUUGCUCGAAAUAUGGGUCCUGGGUAUCUAGGUGAAGGAAAAUCAUCACCUACCCCUAUGUCGUCAGCCCCACCACCCGGAGAGACUCAGCAGUUUUGA